Miniopterus natalensis is the source of this 1034-nucleotide messenger RNA. Lineage: Eukaryota; Metazoa; Chordata; Mammalia; Chiroptera; Miniopteridae. The record is from RefSeq and is a predicted model, not a curated record.
AUGUCUGACACAGAAGAGGCGGUGGAGGAGUACGAGGGGGAGCAGGAAGAGCAGGAAGAGGCAGCGGACGAGGUGACAGCAGGAGAAGAGGCUGAGGCUGAGGCUGAGGCUGAGGCGACCACCGCAGACGACAACAGACAAGAAGAAGAAGUUAAAGAGGCUGAAGAUGGCCCCGUGGAGGAGUCCAAACCCAAGCCCAGGCCGUUCAUGCCCAACCUGGUGCCGCCCAAGAUCCCUGACGGAGAGAGAGUGGACUUCGACGACAUCCACCGGAAGCGCAUGGAGAAGGACCUGAACGAGCUGCAGACGCUGAUCGAGGCUCAUUUUGAGAACCGCAAGAAAGAGGAAGAGGAGCUCAUCUCACUCAAGGACAGGAUCGAGAAGCGGCGGGCGGAGCGGGCCGAGCAGCAGCGCAUCCGCAGCGAGCGGGAGAAAGAGCGGCAGGCCCGGCUGGCAGAGGAACGAGCCCGGCGAGAGGAAGAGGAGAGCCGGAGGCGGGCAGAAGACGAGGCCCGGAAGAAGAAGGCCCUUUCCAACAUGAUGCACUUCGGGGGCUACAUCCAGAAGACGGAGAAGAGAAGUGGGAAGAGGCAGACGGAGCGGGAGAAAAAGAAGAAGAUUCUGGCCGAGAGGAGGAAGGUGCUGGCCAUCGACCACCUGAAUGAAGAUCAGCUGAGGGAGAAAGCCAAGGAACUGUGGCAAAGCAUCUAUAACCUGGAGGCCGAGAAGUUUGACCUGCAGGAGAAGUUCAAGCAGCAGAAAUACGAGAUCAACGUUCUUAGAAACAGAAUCAAUGACAACCAGAAAGUCUCCAAGACCCGCGGGAAGGCCAAGGUCACCGGGCGCUGGAAGUGAAGACCUGGGUCUGCUCCUCAUUGCGUCCUGGCCCUGCAUGCCCCCCACUCCUGGGGCCCUCCUGGCACAGGGGGGGGGGUAGCUCCUGUCUGGACACCAGGAGGGGCCCAGCUGGACGCCGCUGCACACGACUGUAUCCCACAUGCCCACACCAGUAAUAAAAGCCGCUGCACACCGAA